AUGACUAUCUCCACUAACGGUGUCGAAGUUGGGCAAGCGGACAAACCCCGCUAUGUAGAUAUAGGUAUAAAUCUCACAGAUCCCGUCUACUCUGGCAUCUACUACAAUACACAACGUCAUCCAGCCGAUCUUUCCUCUGUUAUAUCGCGAGCUCUUACCGUGGGAUGUGAGAAACUUGUUGUUACCGGAUCCGAUUUGGCAGAGUCACAAAAAGCUGUUCAGCUAUCCAAAGAACAUUCAGGAAUACUCUUCGCAACGGUCGGAGUCCACCCGUGUUCUUGUCUCCAGUUCACCAAGGCGCCAAAUAAUCCCGAGACAUAUCUUCGAGAACUCGAAGAAUUAGCAUUGGAAGCAAAGGAUACAAACCACUGCGUAGCAUUUGGGGAAAUUGGUCUCGAUUAUGAUCGUCUUACACUUUGCCCGAAGGAUGCACAGUUGGAAUACUUUGAGAAACAACUCGACAUAGCGACUCGAUUACACCUUCCGCUCUUUCUGCAUUCACGCGCUGCUCAUGAUGAUUUUGUACGGAUUUUAAAAGCAAGAUUGGGGGAGCUGCCCAACAGAGGGGUGGUUCAUAGUUUCACGGGGACGAAAGAGGAAAUGGAGGAAUUGGUUAGUUUAGGAUUUGACAUUGGAGUAAACGGGUGUUCAUUAAAGACGGAAGAGAAUUUGGAGGUAGUAAAGGCGAUACCAAUGGAGAGACUUCAGAUUGAGACUGAUGGGCCUUGGUGUGAGAUAAGGCCAAGUCAUGCGAGUUGGAAAUGGUUGAAGGGUUUUGAGGAAGGGAAAGAAGGAGAAGGGAUGAGCGAGGUGGAAAAGUCUAUUGAAGGCGGAAAGGGUUGGAAAAGUGUGAAGAAGGAGAAGUGGGUAGAAGGGGUAAUGAUUAAGGGUAGAAAUGAACCGUGUAUGAUCAGUCGGGUAGCGUGGGUCGUUGCAGGAGUUAAAGGGGUGAGUGUGAAAGAAUUGAGGGAGACAGCAUGGAAGAAUAGUUGUAAGAUGUUCGACUUGGGAGUGUGA
Molecule: messenger RNA, 1017 nt
Organism: Sclerotinia sclerotiorum 1980 UF-70
Lineage: Eukaryota; Fungi; Ascomycota; Leotiomycetes; Helotiales; Sclerotiniaceae
Exons: 3
Coding region: 1-1017 (338 amino acids)
Cellular component (GO): cytosol
Molecular function (GO): 3'-5'-DNA exonuclease activity
Source: RefSeq, a predicted model, not a curated record